AAAAAGCGGCCUUUUGUUCUUCUCUUCGGUGGAAUUGGCCAUGAUCAGGCCACUUCUCAUGCGUUUCAGGAUAUUCCACACCUUUAUUGUUGCAGCCACUCUGGUCGGCUGCUUCUUAACGUGGAAGUCCUUCUCUCCCCACCGACCACAAUGGCCAUCCUGGGAGGCCGGAGUAAAGGGCGUCCCGCAUGGCACCUCCUCUAGCAAAGCAGCAUACGAAGAAAUGAAAAGCAGCUUCCAUAGAGGAGCAAGUGUCGCAUUAGGGAAAGUGAUGGACGAGCUGAUGCCCGAGUCGUUCAUAAAGAAGAAAGUCGUUAUGGUUACCGGUAGUUCCGGCACAAACCGCAUGCUUGGGAUGCCGCACAUCAAAGAAAUGAUCUACGAAAACCGAAAGACAUACGCUGAGAAGCACGGUUUCGAAUUCAUGUGGGCAAACAUGACAAGCUACAACUUGAGCAAUGGGGCGCCGAUCUACUGGAACAAGAUCCCCAUUCUCAAAGAAGCCUUCGUACGCUACCCGGAUGCUGAAUGGGUAUGGUGGUUAGAUAUGGACAUCAUCAUUAUGAACAUGACCCUCAACAUCUACGACCACAUCCUAUCUGAAGAGGGAUUAGCACGCAAUAUCCUUCUCGGUCGCGAGAUGACUGGCCCUGGCGGUGGAAAGACUGGCUACAGCACCCCAACAACCUAUAAGCACGACGAUAUCAACUUUGUCAUAUCGUUGGACUCGUGGGGUAUGAACGUGGGCAACUUCCUGAUGCGCCGGGGUGAGUGGAGCGAGUGGUUACUGGAUAUGUGGAUUGAGCCGUUGUACAUCUCUCAGAACUGGGUGUUUCCGGAGAACGAUGCUUGGACACAUCUGUGGCAGUACCACGAUGUUGUUCGGGAUCAUGCAGCGGUCACGACUCAGCGCUCGAUGAACGCGUAUCCGGAUUCCAACGAACUUGGAGAGCACUGGCAGCCGGGUGACCACAUCGUUCACUUUGCGGGCUGUGGUGGGGAUGCGACAUGCGAACAAAGGUGGAAUAAAUAUUGGAAUAUGCGCGAGAAGAUUGAAGUGCCGAUGUCUGUGCAGAGGAAGUUGGAAGAUGGCACGGCUGAGAUUGAAAUCGUUCAAGCCGGCGUCGAUUUGCCGUGAACUAUAUUCUGCGUUAUACAGGUUCAUCUAGGCAAGUCUCUUCACAUGUGGCCGUCGACCUUCAGGUUCGGCAUACGAUCGUUCCUUGCCCGUACGAGACGCCGAUAAUAUUGCUGAUUUC
Penicillium canescens is the source of this 1259-nucleotide messenger RNA. RefSeq lists its product as uncharacterized. Gene Ontology annotation, cellular component: Golgi membrane. The record is from RefSeq and is a predicted model, not a curated record. The coding region runs from base 41 to 1138 and encodes 365 amino acids. Gene Ontology annotation, biological process: protein N-linked glycosylation. NCBI's taxonomy places the organism in Eukaryota, Fungi, Ascomycota, Eurotiomycetes, Eurotiales, Aspergillaceae. The transcript has 3 exons. Gene Ontology annotation, molecular function: glycosyltransferase activity.